UCCGUUCCCGCCAGUCUCUGCUCGAACGCGGCACGGACCGUGUUGAUCCGUUGCGAUGUGAACGCCUAAACCUCACCUCUGUCUACCACGACAGCCUCUGUUGCAUGUGCAUCGACCAUAAGUUUAUUUUUCUUUAAACCAUUUGAUUUUCUACAACAGUAACUUUCUGUUCCGUGGAAUAUAAAUCUGGGAAACUGUUCUGUGGCGACAUUGAUGGAGUUCCGCUUGGACAGCGCGGAGUACUGCCAGGCCCAACACAAAUAAAUUCGCGGGCGUCUGUGGAGGCGACAUCCAUGCUGCCGGGAGCGCGGCGCGACACGCACCCCGAGCACCGAGCGAUAUACACCCACCCAUUUUUACCUUAAAAUCGGAUCCUACUGUUAAUUGGAGCAUAUCAUUUGCCGAGGUUGCAACUGGAACCGACUUAUGUUUUAUCGCAUAAUCUCUUAUUAGUUUCGCUUCCCAAUUCGUAAUCAUCGUCCGUUAGUCUCCGAAUGUGCUCAAGUGGUUGAAAGCGAUAUCCAUGCGGGUGGUUCUAAUUAUAUAAUUGGACCCUUUUUAAACAGAAGCCACGAAACUGGAGUGUGUUGUGUGGAAAUAGAGUGACAGUUUGUCUGUUUUGACUCUGACGGAUUGCUGCAAGUUUCCGACGCGUGUGAGACGAAUCUGCCACCCGGUUCGCGAGCGGUGUAUCGAGUUUGAGUGCGGGAAUCGUAAAACGGUCACCAUGAAGCAGAAGGACAUCCGGCCGGCGCCCUCGCUCAUCGAGUACAAGAACAUGCGCUUCCUCAUCACCGACAGACCUUCGGAUGUCACCAUCCAGGGCUACUUACAGGAGCUGCGCAAGCACAACGUGUGCACGGUGGUGCGCGUGUGCGAGCCGAGCUACGACACGGCGCCGCUCAAGGCCGAGGGCAUCGAGGUGCGCGACCUGGCCUACGACGACGGCACCUUCCCGCCCGCCAACGUCGUCGACGAUUGGUUCGAGAUACUGCGGGACAAAGCGGCCAACAAGCCCGAGUCGGCGGUGGCGGUGCACUGCGUGGCGGGGCUGGGCCGCGCGCCCGUCAUGGUGGCCAUUGCGCUCAUCGAGCUCGGCAUGAAGUAUGAGGAAGCCGUCGAGACCAUCCGAGACCAGCGGCGCGGCGCCAUCAACGCCAAGCAGCUGUCGUACCUGGAGAAGUACCGGCCCAAGUCGCGCCUCAAGAAGAACGGACACAAGAACUCUUGCUGCGUGCAGUAGCGUCACAGCGAACCUAGCUCUGCUUUCACACACACACUACACGAGCAUAGACAACUAACGACUAGAUGUAACUUACCCGUCGAGCCUUUUUUGACAACUACCCUCCUUCUUUUCUCGUAGGGAUUUUAACCGAAUUCUUUUUUUCCACCCGAGCUUGGACAUUCCCGACGCGAGCCGAAGAAUUUGGUUACGAUCUCGGCGCAGUUUUUUUGACGUAAUCGAGUUUUCCGAGACGUUUAAUUACAGCCUUAUGUAAGCUAAAUAAUGUUUGUAUGUUUCGAAGUGAAGGUGUAUAACCCUCGUAAUAGUGGAAUAUGUAAUAGUCGCAAGCCACGAUUUGUGUUCAUAGUUGAAACUUGAAACGGUUACUUGGGUAUUUACAUACUUGAUUGAUUUCAUAAUAACUUCAAUAAUAAAUCCAGUCAGAGUCGUGCUUAUACUCUUAUACUCGUAGAAUUCUUACGAUACUUUUUUUUUUAAUGUGUGUUGAAAUCAUAUGUUUUCCUGAAUAUUAUUUUCUUUCAUAGAGACUUAAUUAUUAUUAUAUCUAUAAGAAAAUGAGACCUAAUAGAAGCAAUUUGAUGUUUUUUUUUUUGUGUUUUUGAGAUGAUUCUGCUAUAUGCUCUGACAAAAAUAACUUUAUGUUAAAUUCUUAUUUUAUUUAAUUAUAUCAAUUUAAGUUUUCUAGACACGGUCUGCAAACUAUUUCACAAAUAUUUUACCUUUGACAUAUUAAUGUACGAUGAAAUUCUAAUAAAAUUGUAUCCCAACACAAAAUGAUAAACUUGACUCACAGAAUGUUCCAAUAAAAUAGCUCUUUGAUAUUAUUUUUCUAUUUCUAAUUUUAUGAAGAUAAUCAAAAUAUAUGAUUGUGUAACCACGGAACAGUCACAUUCAUAAAUAAAAAUAUUUAUAAGCAAACUCA
Messenger RNA from Maniola jurtina (meadow brown), 2168 nucleotides. RefSeq names its product PRL-1 phosphatase (gene PRL-1). Gene Ontology annotation, biological process: protein dephosphorylation. Lineage: Eukaryota; Metazoa; Arthropoda; Insecta; Lepidoptera; Nymphalidae. Gene Ontology annotation, molecular function: protein tyrosine phosphatase activity. The transcript is spliced from 6 exons. The record is from RefSeq and is a predicted model, not a curated record. The coding region runs from base 728 to 1243 and encodes 171 amino acids. Gene Ontology annotation, cellular component: nucleus.